UUUGAAUUUAUUUUUUAACAAGGCAAUUUUUAUAAUAAUUUUUUUUAUUAAAGACUUUCCCGCAUAAGAAAUUAUUGGCAAAACAAAAAGAUAAUUUUUUAAAAUAUAAAAUUCUUAAACACAGGUUUUUGAUAAAUAAGCAAAAAAAACCAAACAUGGCAUUCCCAAUAACGUCUUCUCAGGGCUCUAAAACAGAAACUUUAUUAAAAUACCUGAAUUUGGCUCAGGGUGAGCAGGUUCAGGUUAUGUACGUAUGGAUAGAUGGAACAGGUGAGAACGUCAGAGCCAAAACUAAAACUCUCAACGCAGAACCACACAGUAUUGAAGAACUCCCUAUAUGGAAUUACGAUGGCUCUAGUACUUAUCAGGCCGAAGGCUCCAAUUCUGACGUUUACUUAAAACCAGUUUGCAUGGUCAGUGAUCCUUUCAGAGGUGGCAAAAAUAAACUGGUCCUCUGUGAAACUUUUAAAUACAAUUGGAAACCAACAGAAACGAACAAUAGAUUACAAUGCAAAAAGACCAUGGAUUUGGUAAAAGAAGCCGUUCCUUGGUUCGGGAUCGAACAAGAAUACACUCUCAUGGACGUUGAUGGACAUCCUUUAGGCUGGCCUAAAAAUGGUUUCCCCGCUCCACAGGGCCCCUAUUAUUGCGGAGUAGGCGCUAACAAAGUUUUUGGGCGAGACGUAGUCGAAUCCCAUUACCGGGCUUGCAUUUACGCCGGAAUCAAGAUUGGCGGCGAAAAUGCUGAAGUCAUGCCAUCCCAGUGGGAAUACCAGAUCGGUCCUUGCGAGGGUAUCGAGAUGGGCGACCAUCUUUGGAUCUCCCGCUUCAUGCUUCAUCGCGUAUGCGAAGAUUUUAACAUUGUAGCCUCACUCGACCCAAAACCCGUAAAAGGAGACUGGAACGGAGCAGGAUGCCACACCAAUUUUUCUACCAUUGGUAUGCGGGCCCCGGAAGGAUUAAUCGAAAUCGAAGCUGCCGUCGAUAAACUUUCAACCCAACACGAUCGUCAUAUCAGGUGUUACGAUCCUAAUAAGGGGGCAGACAAUGCCCGUCGAUUGACAGGCGCCCAUGAGACAAGUCCCAUUACCGAUUUUUCAGCGGGAAUUGCUAACCGCGGAUGUAGUAUAAGGAUCCCACGUCAAGUUGGCGAAGAUCGAUGUGGAUACUUGGAGGACCGCCGACCUGCCUCGAACUGCGACCCCUACCUGGUAACCGAAGCUAUAGUCAAAACUGUCAUUUUGGGCAAAUGGGAAGACGAUUGAGCACAAUUUGUUAUUUUUGUCAACUUUCUCAAUUAAAUUAUAUAUUUUUUUGAAUUUCAUUUUAUGGUAUAUUUUUUUUGAUGUCAGAAUACCAUAUAAUAUCUUAUUAUAUUUUAAAUUUUUUUACAUAAAGUAAUAUAUAAAUCAUUUUUUUUAAAAUAACUUUAUAAAAUAUUUAUAUUUUAUCAAUUGCGUCUAAUUGGAAACAUUAGUAAUUUUAUAAAUUAUAUUUAUUUUUAAUAUCUGUAUUAUGGUUUGUGAGAAGAAUAAACAAUCAUUCAGUGGUAUUUUAUAAACCUGUUUCCCACCCAUAAAGUCAAUAUAUAUUAAUAACUUUGAUCAUUAUCUUAAAUCGUCAACAUCUGCAAUCAGGGAAGUUUUUCUGACUACUCGUGAUCUCCUUAAUAUUUUAAAUACUAUCAAAACUUAUUUUGCACGAUUGUAUAGCAUGGCUGAUUGAAGUGUGAUUAUUCCUUCCUUCCUUUUUUAAAUGUUAUUUAUAUUUUUCCAUGUGUAAAAUUAAAUUUAUGGUAAUCAAAAAAGCCAACAUUGUUAUUUCUUUUUAUAUACUAUAUAAUAUUUUGUUGAUUUUAAUUUUUCUUAAAAAAUUAUUUAUUAAGGUCGGGUCAAACCAUAUGCACUUUUUUUUGGUCCCCAGAUGAUUUUAAAAGGUAGUUGUAAAAUUUUUCAUUUUUUGAUAUAUAUUAGACAAAUUAUUGCAAAAUUUUAAUUUGUAAAAAUUGUUAGGCUGUAUUUACCAAGUUUUGAAAUUUAAAAGUGUACACCUGUUCAUGCAUGAAUAUUUCGAUUUUAUAAAUAUUGUUAUUAUAAAAACAAAUUCCUUAUUUAUCUUAUUAAAUUCGUUAUUUUCAAAAAAAAAUAAAAUGUUAUCGAAUCUUUCA
Messenger RNA from Gordionus sp. m RMFG-2023, 2167 nucleotides. Its product is annotated as glutamine synthetase-like. The record is from RefSeq and is a predicted model, not a curated record. Gene Ontology annotation, molecular function: glutamine synthetase activity. The coding region runs from base 156 to 1265 and encodes 369 amino acids. The transcript is spliced from 7 exons. Gene Ontology annotation, cellular component: cytoplasm. Lineage: Eukaryota; Metazoa; Nematomorpha; Gordioida; Chordodea; Parachordodidae.